ACUCUCCCGAUGGUGAUCGUGCUCGAGAAGGAACUUGCUGCCAUCUCCAUGCGACCGGGGGACGAUGUGAAGCCGGUCCUUGACAAGAUCAAGGACACCUAUGCAAGGAUGGCAGCAGCGGGUAGCAGUGUAUCUUAGCUGCAGCAGUGCACCAAGAUCAUCUCGGUGUUGGACAACUCUUGGGACAACCUCAUCCCCACCCUCAACUCUCAGCAAGAUCAACGGACACCUGAGUGGCUAAGGCAGCAGAUUCUGCAGGAGGACUUCCGCAGACGCCAUGGUUAAGGGAGCUAAUGGGGAGCUUGUGGGGCUUGGGAAUGUUCUGCUAGUUGAAGGCUUGUCUGCUAACCUUCUCUCUGUGCGACGACUGCAGAAGAGCAAGGCCGAAGUGACCUUUGGACCAACCAGCUGCCGUGCUAAGCUUGGGAAGAAGAUGCUGUGGAGUCUGGAAGAGGAGACCAGCUGCAUCAAGGACCUGAGUGGAGAGGCUGAUUGGGAGACAUGGCAUGAGAGGCUGUGUCAUGUGAACUUCCCUAUGCUGCAGAAGUUGGUGAAGGAUGGGAGCCUGAAGGGCUUGGAGUGUGGGUUUACCCUUUGAAGAGCAAGGGGGAGGUGGCAGCGGCUGUCCUUAAGGAGUGGAUGCCUAGAGCUCAGAGGGAAUGCGCACACAAG
Molecule: messenger RNA, 672 nt
Organism: Closterium sp. NIES-67
Lineage: Eukaryota; Viridiplantae; Streptophyta; Zygnematophyceae; Desmidiales; Closteriaceae
Source: the annotation of a GenBank genome assembly